This is a messenger RNA of Labrus mixtus (cuckoo wrasse), 2194 nucleotides long. Its product is annotated as gastrula zinc finger protein XlCGF57.1-like. Gene Ontology annotation, molecular function: RNA polymerase II cis-regulatory region sequence-specific DNA binding; DNA-binding transcription factor activity. The coding region runs from base 153 to 1802 and encodes 549 amino acids. The record is from RefSeq and is a predicted model, not a curated record. The transcript is spliced from 2 exons. NCBI's taxonomy places the organism in Eukaryota, Metazoa, Chordata, Actinopteri, Labriformes, Labridae. Gene Ontology annotation, biological process: regulation of transcription by RNA polymerase II.
AUGGCGGACCGGGUGCAGCGUAUUUUCUGAGCUCCGUCUGCUUGUCCCAAUUUUACACAUACUUUACAAUCCAACUCAAUUCUAUCUGAUCGUAUGAAUCUCUAAUUCAUCAUACCGACGCUUUAACCAUAAAGUGCUCCGGAAAUUGCAGCAUGAAGAAGAACAAGAAGCUCUCUUCAGCCCGCAGUAGCGCGGAGAUUUAUGGCCAUGAUGAUGUUAAGAUGGAUGUCUCUACCGAGAGCUCCAAAAGAAAAGAGCCUUUCUCUCCAGCGAAGAACCCACCAGCAACUAAAAAGAAGGACACUGGGUCAGAGGAAGAUGUCCAGCAGCUGUUGGUGAGUAAAGAAGAACUUCCACCUGAGCAGCAGGAGUGGAGCCACAUUCUGGACCAGGAGGACACUAAGCCCCAACACAUUAAAGAAGAACAUGAGGAACUGUGGAGCAGUCAGGAGGAAGAACAGCUUCAAGGACUGGAGGAGGCUGAUACCACCAAGUUCCCCUUCACUCCUGUCUCUGUGAAGAGUGAACAUGAAGAAGUGAAACCUCAGUCCUCACAGCUUCAUCAGAGACAAACUGAACAGAUGGAAACAGGAGUUGAUGGAGAGGACUGUGGAGGAGCAGAUGCAGAGAGAGACUCAGAUCCAGAGAGACGUUUACAACCAGAGACUGAGGUCGAGACUGAAGACUCUUAUGAACCUGAGACUGAUGACAGUGAUGAUUGGCAAGAGACAGGAGAACAUCUGUCAGAAUUAAACUUGAAAAAUAAGAAACUAAAGACUUGUAAGAGACCACACAGCUGCUCUGUUUGCAGUAAAAGGUUUACCCAAAGACAACAUCUGACCAGACACAUGUUAGUUCAUACAGAAGAGAAACCCUACAGCUGCUCUGUUUGCAGUAAAAGGUUUACCCAAAGACAACAUCUGACCCCACACAUGUUGGUUCAUACUGGAGAGAAAGCUUUCAGCUGCUCUGUUUGCAGUAAAAGCUUUACCCAAAGAGGAAGUCUGACCAGACACAUGUUUGUUCAUAAAGGAGAGAAACCCUUCAGCUGCUCUGUUUGCAGUAAAACCUUUACCCGAAGACAACAGCUGACCACACACAUGUUAGUUCAUACAGGAGAGAAACCCUACAGCUGCUCUGAAUGUGGUAAAAGGUUUCACCAGAAAGGGACUCUGACCAAUCACAUGGUGAUUCACACUGGAGAGAAACCCUUCAGCUGCUCUGUUUGCAGUAAAAGCUUUACCCGAAGAGAAAGUCUGACCACACACCUGUUAGUUCAUACAGGAGAGAAACCCUUCAUCUGCUCUGUUUGCAGUAAAAGCUUUACCCAAAGAGGAAAUCUAACCACACACAUGUUAGUUCAUACAGGAGAGAAACCCUUCAGCUGCUCUGUUUGCAGUGAAACCUUUACCCGAAGACAACAGCUGAACACACACAUGUUAGUUCAUAAAGGAGAGAAACCCUACAGCUGCUCUGAGUGUGGUAAAAGGUUUCACCAGAAAGGGACUCUGACCAAUCACAUGGUGAUUCACACUGGAGAGAAACCCUUCAGCUGCUCUGUUUGCAGUAAAAGCUUUACCCAAAGAGGAAGUCUGACCACACACAUGUUAGUUCAUACAGGAGAGAAACCCUUCAUCUGCUCUGUUUGCAGUAAAAGCUUUACCCAAAGAGGAAAUGUAACCACACACAUGUUAGUUCAUACAGGAGAGAAACCCUUCAGCUGCUCUGAGUGUGGUAAAAGGUUUAGUUCUAAGAGCCAUCUGACCAAACACAUGAUGAUUCACACAGGAGAGAAAUGCUAAUCCUGUGCAAUGGUAAAACUGAUCCAAAGGAUUCCAAGUUAACAACAUCACUAAUGUGUUUUCAUAAGUAUGUAUUGACUAACAGAUGUAUAACUGUUGUUAUAAAGGGAUAUAAGACAAUUCUAUUCACAGGAAUCUCUGUCUGUUCUUUAUUGACUUUUGUGAUGUUUUGUUGCUGACAUAUGAACCAGUAAGUUGGGAUCAGCUAUGACCUUUGAAUUUAAAGUGUUUAUAUGAAACAGUUGCAGUGCAAGGAUUCUUCUUCUCUCCUGAUAUCUUCUCUUCUUUCUGUCACUCUGUUUCCUUGGAUGCCUCUGUGUUGGGUAGCACAAGUUCUUCAGACAGCUCAUGUGUAACCUUGUAAUAAAUAAACUGAUGUAGAGUGAGAAAGA